Molecule: messenger RNA, 1408 nt
Organism: Acipenser ruthenus (sterlet)
Lineage: Eukaryota; Metazoa; Chordata; Actinopteri; Acipenseriformes; Acipenseridae
Gene: selenoj
Product: selenoprotein J
Exons: 10
Source: RefSeq, a predicted model, not a curated record
GGCGGGGUCAUAUGGGCGGGUAUUUCACUGCUGUCACUGAUAGUCGUAGGAGCUGGUUGAAGACCUGAGAUACAUAAAUGAUGGCCCUCAGUGUUGAAGACAGAGCUGUUGGGGCGAUUAUUGGGGCGGCAAUAGCAGAUGCAGCAGCCCAGCCUCUUCACUGGAUUUAUGAUCUUCAGAAGCUGGAUGCCCUCUUGUCUGAAUGCCCCUGCCCAGAAUUCCGAGCUCAGUCUGCCAACCCAUUCUAUCGUAGGGUAACUGGACAGCAGAGCUGCUAUGGGGAUCAGGCCUACGUUUUAGCUGAGUCUUUAGCAGAAUGUGGAGGUCUUAAUGUGGAGGAUCUUACACAACGCACAUACAAGCUCUUUGGACCUGGCUCUGAAUAUGACACUCCAGUUAAUAAUCCUGAUCGUCCCAAGGGAGGUCCUAGACCCCAACUCCCCAUUGAAGGACCCUGGAGACAUGCUAGCAUCAAGAGCUUCAUAAAGAACUUUGAAGCCGGGAAGAAAGAAACAGGCUGCAUCAACGAUGAACAGAUAGAUGGCAUUACAAAGUUGGCUCCAGUUGUAGCUCUGUAUGCUGGAAAACCAGAAAUGUUGGAGAAAGUUGAGGAGGCAAUUCGAGUCACACAGAACAGUGAUACCUGUGUGGCAGAGACAUUGGCUGCCGCAAGACUCCUGGAAUAUUACAUCCUGCAUGGUCCCGAUGAGAAGGCCCUGGAUAGUGUGAUAGAGCAGCUCAUGGACAAGAAUAGAAUGAACCCUCAGGAUCUAGACAGAGCUGUGGUUGGGCAUUUUCAGCAAGUGAAGGACAAUCUCUUUAAGUCACCCAAAGAGGUGAUACCUGCAGUGUUCACAAACACAUGAGCCUUGCCCGGUGCAUUCCAGGCAGCGCUGCAUGGAGUCCUGACUGAAAGCGUGUUCGAUCAGGCCGUCCGUAACACCAUGCGCUGUGGGGGUUGCACCUGCAGCAGGGGCUCUUUCAUUGGGGCCUGUCUGGGAGCUCAGCUUGGAUUAUCAGGAAUUCCAGAUUUGUGGAAGAAUAAAACACUCAGAUACCCCAUAUUGCUGGAACUUGCAAAGAAGAUUGCAAAAAUACAUGGAUCCUAAUGCCCGCUUGGUGCUUUCUGAAAUACUCCCUGAAAUAAUCUUUUUUUUUUUUCACAGUGUACCAAUAUUUCUCAGUAUAAUGCUACAUUUGCAGUUUGAUAUGAAUAGUUAAUGAAAGUUCAUACUCAAAGAUUAGAAGGUGGGAACUUGAUGUACAAGUCCUGUUCAAUUUAAGCUGUAUUAUGUAGCCUUAACUGCAUGGAAUUGAUCAGCAUUGGAAUUACUGGUUACAAUUUUCAACUUCUUAUCUGUCCUUUUUUUAUUUUUGUUUUUCACAAAUUAAAAUAAUUAAACAUGAA